AUGUCAAGGUUAAGUUUUGAAGUUCCAGUUAAGUCCAAGUAUAGUUUGAAGUCAAGUGUGUUGAAGUCCAAGUGUAAGUUAAGGUUUGAAGUCCAAGUUCCAAGUAAGUCAAGGUAUAAGUUUUCAAGUUCAAGGUAUAAGUUUGAAGUCAAGCGUAAGCCAAGUCCAAGUGAAGUCAAGGUUAUAAGUUUGAAGUCAAAGCGUAAGUCAAGGUAUAAGUUUGAAGUCAAAAAUGUAAGUCAAGGUUUAAGUUUGAAGUCCAAGUGUAAGUCAAGGUAUAAGUUUGAAGUCAGAAUGACCAUCAUCCUAUUCUUGGACACCUAUUUUUGGAAUGUUACAUUUUGCUGGACAUUUACGAAGGUUUCUGACUGCCGCGCAAAGCCUAUUCGGAUAGUCGGAUGGGGAAAAAAACCUGCUCGGGGACUGUGUCUCUGCCCGCGAGGUACUGAGACCGCGAGGGCGUGGCUGAGGAUGAGCGGGUAUAUAAGAACCGUCUCUUCUGCCCACCGCCACAUCGUCCUCGACCUUCACCGCGACAUGAAGAUUCUCGUGUUGACAGCGCUGGUGGCCUCGUGCUGCGCGGCCCCGCAGGUGUACCCGGCGGUGUCAGCUCCAAGCGCCCUGGUUUACGCUCAGUCCAACUCUCCCGCCGUGAUGAAGAUCCCUGAGCCGGGCAUCAACCUGGGCGCUCCCCUCGCCGCCCGCGCCCCCGUCGCCCCCGUCGUCGCUGCCCCAGUCCCCUUCGUCCAGAGCGCCGCCCCCAUCCCCGUGGCUCCAGCUGCCCCGCUGCUGAAGACCGCGGCCGUCGUGUCCUCUGCUGUCCCUGUCCCUGUGGCUCCGGCUGCCCCUAUCCCAGUGGCUCCAGCUGCUCCUUUCCCUGUGGCUCCGAUUGCCCCUAUGGUCAAGAGCGCUGUCCCCGUCACUGUAGUGGCACCACCUGAGCCCCUGAUGGCCCCUGAACCCCCCAUGCCCUCCCUCAGCGUCCCUCACGUGGGAGGCCAAUUCCACGCCCAGGACGAGGCUGGUCAGUAUUCCUUCGGCCACUACGGCGGCCCCAACACCCGCGUGGAGACCAGGGACUUUAUGGGCCGAACCUUCGGCAGUUUCGCCUACAUGGACUCCGAGGGGGACGUCCAGGUGAGGAAGUACGCCGCUGCUCCUCUCACCGGUUUCAGGGUGGCCGCCACUGACCUCGUCGAGGACACGAUCGCCGUGGCUGAGGUCAAGUCCAUCCUCGCCCGCGCCCGAGCUGCCAAUUCCCUGGUCACACCUGCUUAAGUCACAACGUCGUUUCACAUACACAGAACCUGUAAAUAUAUACAGUAAAAUUAACAUGGACUUC
Penaeus vannamei (Pacific white shrimp) is the source of this 1342-nucleotide messenger RNA. The record is from RefSeq and is a predicted model, not a curated record. Lineage: Eukaryota; Metazoa; Arthropoda; Malacostraca; Decapoda; Penaeidae.